AAUAAGUGCGAAGCAGCAGGAGAUGAAAACGGAAAAUCUGACGAAACGGGUCGACAGAACAGGGCACUGGACCUUCGAACCGGUGUGGCUACGAAACGGGAGUUUCCUCAAGACGAGGAUGACGGUGAACAGUACUGUUCUAAAAACAAGGUCAUCAAGAAGAGGCCAACCGACCAGGAGCUUGCACUAAAUCUCUUCAUCAAGCAACUGGCCGUCGAACUACUCGAUCGCCGUCUGACAAUUGUACAGCAACCCCGACACCGACUGGCCCAAUUGGAGGCCGCCUGCCAGCGACAAUUUCCCGAUUUCAAUGAGCGUCAAAUUCGACUCAAAGUUCGGGGUCAGUUGAAGCUCUACCGGCGUAAUCUGAAGAAGGCGGAGGAACGAAUGGCUGCUGGUCCCAAACCCUCCACUUCCUCUUCCUUCCCCACCAACGGGCCGGUCUUUUCCGGCCAAAACUCAAACACCUGCCUCAUUGUUCCCACCAGCAACUCCAUCACCACCAUCGGAACCACGCUUACCGCAGAUCUUAGACCCAGCCCCUUCUAUGCGGUAGCUGCGGACGGUAUCCACACACUCCUGCCAUCUUCAGAAACCUACUCAACCUGCAAUCCUUCGGUUGUACGGCUAGCCCAGACGGCUCUGCUCAAUGAGCAACGUCGAAAAGGCCAGAUCUGUCAUGAGUUACCAUCGCAGAGCUCUGUUGGCGGCGGCGGUGGUGCCAGU
Dibothriocephalus latus is the source of this 726-nucleotide messenger RNA. NCBI's taxonomy places the organism in Eukaryota, Metazoa, Platyhelminthes, Cestoda, Diphyllobothriidea, Diphyllobothriidae. The record is from the annotation of a GenBank genome assembly.